AUGUUUAAAGUUAAUGAAAACCAUAAUAAUAUUUGGAGAUAUUCAUAUCCAAUAUGUUCAAGCAACCAGAGUAACAACAACAACAACAAUAAUGAUAUAUCAUCUUGGAAAGAUGGAAUGAUAAAUAAUAACAUUAAUAAUAAUAAUAAUAACAAUAGUUUUAAUUAUAUUUCACAAAAACGAUCAAUGACAGAAAAUAGUAUAGAUAUAAAUAAUAAUAAUAGUAAUAGUAGUAGUAGUAAUAAUAAGAAGAAUAAUAAUAGUGUAAAUAAUAGUUUUAAUUCAUUAAAUAAUUAUUUUCAAGAAGAAGAAAGAGAAGAUAGUGAUAGUUGGUCAUUCUAUUGCAAUGAAGAAUAUACUUGUAUAUCAGCACCUUCCAAUUCAUUUGGAAAUCUGACAGAGUUUGAUCUAUCUGCAAUCCUCGAACCAAGACCUGUCAAGUCAACCUCGAGAAUACAUGAACUACUGAAAGGUAAAAUCAGAGAGAGAAUAGGAAGACUGUUAAACAAUGAGGAAAUGAGAAAGGAAGGCAAAGCAAUAGAGAAAGGUGCAACUGACUAUGAAUUAAACUUGAGCAAAGCACAUGAAAGAGCAAAGAAACAAAUUCAACAAACAAACAACAACAACAACAAUAACAACAAUAGUAUUAAUAAUACAAAUAGUACCGACACUAAUUGGAACUCAAUUGUUCCAAUUACAAUCUUUAGAUAA
Molecule: messenger RNA, 711 nt
Organism: Heterostelium album PN500
Lineage: Eukaryota; Evosea; Eumycetozoa; Acytosteliales; Acytosteliaceae
Product: CsbD family protein
Exons: 1
Coding region: 1-711 (236 amino acids)
Source: RefSeq, a predicted model, not a curated record